Messenger RNA from Pelobates cultripes (western spadefoot toad), 12349 nucleotides. The record is from the annotation of a GenBank genome assembly. NCBI's taxonomy places the organism in Eukaryota, Metazoa, Chordata, Amphibia, Anura, Pelobatidae.
UCGGUGAAGGUUAACAUUUUCUGUUUGAUAAGUACCAGACUUCUCAGACUUUGUAAUUUGAAAUAAUUUAGAGAAAUAUGAAAAUGUAAUGGGGUUAAUCUCCAAAUCUGCCUUUAAAAAAAAUGCUGCAAUUGACAAAUUGAGCCCACUGUUCCUGAAGCUGAAUAAUCUUGGCACUGCAGGGGUAUUUGUACACCAUUUCCUACGAACACACAGCUUUAGAAAUUACCAUUCCACCGAAGUCAGCAGUAUGAGAAAUCAAUGCCCCAAGAAAACACACACAAAAAAGCUAUAAUCUGGGAUAUCUUUAGGAAGAUUCGUUGGGUUUCUAAAAAAGAACCUGGAAUCUUUCCUAGAGUCCCUGCUGCAGCUGUGAUAUACAGACCAUCCCAGCUGAUAAAAAUAGAUUUUGCAGACUUGUCAAGGCAUCCAGUGUGGAAAUUCAUUUUUCUGAAUGGCCUGCAUAGCCAGCCUCACUCACACUCAGCCAUCUGCCCCUCUCUCUAACACCAUGGCAGUCUCUGCACAUAGCAAUGCAUUCAGACUGCAUGAAAUGGCUUUUCAAUAAGGGUAGCUGGAUCUUGGAAGGUUCGGAAAUGGCAGAUACAGCACAUUUUACAUGAAGACAAGGGACAAGUUAUGUCUUACCUCCGCCAAUGAGCAGGUACUGCAGCACAGUCAGCGCAUAACCCAGAUCACUUCCGGUGAGUGCACUGCGCCAUCUUGCUACACCCGGAAGUAGUGGUAGCACACGUUGAUGACUGUCAUUGGCAGCAGUGCAACAGUAACUAGGAAGACAUCUGUGUGUUUGUAGAAUGCAUUCCAUUGUUAGUUUCUAUCAGCUGUUUAGUCAUAUGUGAUAAAUGAUUACAUCAGUUACCUUUAUGGAUAUAUUAUAAUAGAUCCAUGAUUUAUGUGUAUUUUUUAUGAAGCUUUGAUCUUUUUUAUUAGCUGAUUUUGCAAUACAUGUGAAAGCUACUUAUACAGUAGGGCAAGAUUUCAGCAAUCUCAGGCUGCUUGAUGGUAAAAAUCAAUGUAUGACCUCUGCUCUAGUUUUCACAAUGCUGGGUUUACUGGAGUAAUGACCUGACAACAUCUCAUUGCACAUAGUGGGCUGUGUGGGUAAAAGGGUGUGAGCAGUAAUGAGGCAAUGUACAGCUCAUCAGGAAGCCAGUCACUGUAUGAAUCGAGCCUAGGGAUGGUUUGAAGCUGAUCUUCUCCUUCUGAACUACCUAGCCACUCAUUACCAAACUGUAAGUAUAACUUUUUAUAUUAAAAAAACGUUGAUCAAGUAUGGUGUGUAGCAAAGGGUUAAAUGAUUAGAUACAACUAAAAGUAAGAAAAUGGAGAGUAUUAAACCCUCGAUAAUAUAAAGCAUUACAUGUAUUAAUUUGCCUAAUCCUGUUCAUUAACAUGUUAAUUAAAUGCUGGUUCUGGUAUUAGAUUUAAACAAAAAAACAACAACACAUUUUCAUUGUGUGUGUGUGUGUGUGUGUGUGUGUAUAUAUAUAUAUAUAUAUAUAUAUAUAUAUAUAUAUUUACUCUGUAUUAUUUUUAUUUAUUUAUUUAUUUUAUUAUUAUUAUUAUUAUUAUUAUUAUUUUUAGCUAAUAGUAUAUUUGAAGAGACAGAACAUUAACGCUGGUGAAACGUUUUCAUUCCACUACUGAACAUGAGAAUACUUCUACUUAAUCACUGGUGGAGUGGCACACCUGUGUUAAAGUAGGGGUAUCCAGGCUGCUGGUAACUAAUGAUGCCUAUUGCUCACUUUCAUCUCUGUUGGUAACUUUCUGUUUAGCAUAGGCAAAUGAAUUGCUGGUAAAUUGGAGCAGUCAAAAACUGAUGAAAUAUCAUUGCUCCGCUUUUAUAGCUAUAUACACCAGAAUUACACAAUAUAUUUAACCCCCAUGAACUUAUACCAUACAAUUAUGCAAAGUUAAAAAUAGCACAUUAUGUGCAGGCUUUAAGUAGUAUUCCGUUGAUCAUUGGAUAUUUUUUUUUGUGUUUGUGUUCUGGGUGAGUUUUGUUUUUACAUAUUUUCUACAGGUGAAUUUAGGACUUUUAACAGUGGAGUACUGCUAUUUUAUACUGUAUUUAAACAAUGUCACCUGACAUUAAUUUUCCUAUAUAUUAUUACACACCCCAAUUCCAUUAUUCACACUACAUGAUUCUGUAAUCUAUAAGUGGGUGUAUAUUCUAUAUAUGAUUUUACAAACUCUUACACUCAUACUCUAUUACAUCCCUCCCAGGUGUCCCUAUUUAUAAGGGGCAUUCCCUUUUUUGGGGAUUCAAAUCCCUCUGUCCAUCUUAUCGAGAAGCUCCAUAUUGUUGGUGUGUCUGACAGUAUAACAGAGCUCCACAGCAAGAAUAUUCACAAUAAUAUGUUUUUAAACUAUAAUAAAUGUGUUUAGGAAAUCAGUUUGUGUAAAUAAGAUGCAUUGUUCUUGUUCUAAAUAACAUAUGAGUUGCAUAAAUUAUUAAGUAACCUAAACGUUCUGAGACCAGCCCAUCCCCAGCCAGACCCCCACUCACAUCCCUAAAAUAAAAAUGUCUGUCUUUCUCAUUUUGAAAUGUUGGGAGGUAUGAAUUAUGUUUGCUUAUCCCUUGAAUUUAAUAAAUAAGUAGUUAUGAAGUGUGAAAAAUAAAAUCAAAUGUUUAAAGGACACGAUAUCAUUAGGAAUACAACCACGUAUUCCCAACGCAUUUGUGUUCUCCUACCCCCUAGUGUGGAUUUGAAAUGUGUUUGUAUGGGAGAGAGACUGCUACACAUAACCCUCACUUGCUCUAUAGAAGACAUGCUCUAUUUAAUCUGCACCACCCUUAGAGGAGAAAUGUUCUAUAUAAGCUUUGCAUGUUUUAGAGGCGAUGUACAUAAACUGUCCUAUUGGGUGAAAUUACAUACAAGAUGAGGAAUGGUAAAUGCUAUAUGAUUAUUAAAGGGGAAACUUCAAUUCUCCGGAAAUUACUCCAUUGAAAAUAGCCUUUAACGUGUUCUGUGCUCUAUGUUUUUCAAAAUUUAUAUGAAAUAUUUAGUAAAUUACAUCACAUUCCUGGCACACUUUGCAAAUAACGAGAAAUAGAAACAUUGAGGGAGAUUUAUGAAAGUAUUGCCAACACUUUUCCAACAAAUUUUUGGCACAAUUUAAUGAAUUUGGUAGCUUUUUCUCCAUUGUUUUAUAUUUUCAGACACUUUUUUUUUUUUUCCCCACUUAAUGUUCUGCUGAAAUGUAGAUUAUCAAAAUAGUGAUGGAAUGUAAGCACUGCUUUUCAGAAUGCCUUGAUAAAUAUCUUAGUUUUUUUUUUUUGCUCUUCUCGGUAUGCUUUCUCUGUGCUUACUGCCAGGUGCAAAGGACAGAGAUUGUAACAAUGACUGACACUAAGCCAAGGUGCCCAGUUUUAGGGUAAACCAGUGUACAUUUAAAGGACCGCUAAAACACCAAGACAACUUCACCUCAAUGAAGUGUUCUGAAUGCAGUAACCCUUUAAUUUGUACCCUCCCUGCAAUGUAAAUUAUUGCCAUUUUGUAGAAAAAUAGAAACUGAAAUGUUUCCAUUCCUAACACUACGGUGUUCCUCUGCCUACCCCUUCCCUGUGGCAAUGAAAGAGUUAGAAACCCAUAUUUCACUUACGUGAGUCCAGUGCUGAGGACCUGUGGCGCUGGAUUGAUCAUUUCCUCCCGCAAUGUCAUGGUGAUGGGGUAACCUAAUGUGCAUGUGUUGCAAUCGCCGAGUGUGCAUUAGGCCUUUUCCAUAGGAAAGCAAAGAAUCAAUGUUUUCCUAUAGGGAUUUGCAAGAUGCUGGACAUUGGCAUGCAACGCGUGAGGACCUCUAGCAUUGUUUCACAGCAUUAAACUGCAGGAAGCACCUCUGCUGGCUGUUCUCUAAAACUGCAAUGUUUUCGCAGGGACACACAUCCACAUCACUUCAAUGAGAUAAAGUGGCCUGGGUGCCUAUAUAUUGUCCCUUCAACCCCUUAAGGACACAUGACAUGUGUGACAUGUCAUGAUUCCCUUUUAUUCCAGAAGUUUGGUCUUUAAGGGGUUAAAGGGACACUCUAGGCAACCAGACCACUUAUCUCAUUAAAGUGGUCUGGGUCCGGUGUCCGUGUCUCCCUUAGUCCUGCUGUGUAAAGCAUUGCAGUUCUAGAGAAACUGCAAUGAUUACUUUACAGGAUUAAGACUGCCUCUAGUGGCUGGCUAUCAAAUAGCCACUAGAGGCGCUUCCUGGGUUCCAAUGGAGUUUGACUCUGUUAAAUGACACUGGAUGUCCUCAUGGUCUGUAUGACGACAUCCAGCAUCAGGGAAAUCCCCAUAGGAAAGCACUGUCAAUACUUUCCUAUGGUGAAGGCCUAAUGCGUUCGCCGUGCAUGGGCAUUAGGUCCCCCCUAUCCCUGUCGGAGGCAGAGCACCAAGGGACAAUGAUGCCGGAAUCAGGUGAGUAAAUAAAGGGUUUUAUUUAUUAAUAAUUUUAUUUUUCUGUGUUUAUAAAUUACUCAAUCAUCUGGGGUGGCAAGACCUAGCCAUACAUAUUAUUGGUAUAUUUAUUUUUCUAAUUCAAAAUAUUGGUUCUUUCAGGGUAGUUCAAUUAAACCGUAAGCAUACGCACAUGAAGACACAGACAAUCUCACUAACACAAGCUCAUUGAUACACAGGCUCAUAGACAGUCUCAUUGAAAUACACAAGCUCACUGAUGCACAAAAAUAGGCCACUGACAGACAUCACUGAAACACACAGCCAAGCUUGCUAGUACACACACACACACACACACACACACACACACUUACACUGACCUACAAACAAGCUCACAGUCUCACCCACAUGCUGACUGACACACACGCUUCCCACAGACAAGCUUGCUGACACACACAUGCUCGCCACAGACAGCUCACAGUCACAUGCUCACUGACACACACACAUGCUCGCCACAGACAGCUCACAGUCACAUGCUCACUGACACACACACAUGCUCGCCACAGACAAGCUCACUGACACACACACAUGCCCAUCACAGACAAGCUCACUGACACACACACACACACACACACACAUACUAGCUCACUCACUAGCAAGCAGACACACACAAUCACUCUCAUGGGCUGAAGCUUACCUGGCAUUGGUAGGUAAAGUUGCCAUUUUCUGGCAUAUUCCUUCCAGCGAGGUCAGCAGCUUGCAUGCUGGGGGCGGGGCUUAAAUGCAGGGUGGGGUACCAAAUUGCCAGGAAUUGUGAAGGGAGCCUCAGAAUGCUCCCUCUAUCCGUCAGCAGCCUAAUUGCGGCCGCACCAGCCCCAGCACCUCCUUCCUUAAUCCCCUCAUACUGAGAGAUGCUGUCAGUCCAAGGGGGAAAUAAUUUAAAUGAAAUUAGCCUAAUUUAGGGCUGUGUGCACGGCCCACCGGGAAAUUUACUGGUAUCCCAGUGGGCCAGUCUGGCCCUGUUUCAUUGGGCCUGUAUGUUCGGCCACUCACUGUCUUUUCCGGUCCCAAUAUGGAAGCUUUUCCUUUGGGCACCAGUGUGAUAGGCUGAGAGCGUCAGCUGACGAGAGCUUCUACAAGCACAUUGAGAUUAGUGCUUUAGAAAGUACCUCUUCUAUACAGAAUGCUUUUUCCUGUGACAAAUUUUAUGUCCCUCUGUCAUUACCAGAAUGACUAACACCAUCUAAUAAAGAUAGAUAGUCCUGAUUAUCACCCUUACAGACAUUAAUAUGGACAUUGUACUUACUAUGUAAGGUAACAUUAUAAUAUGUGGCACAGACUUUGAUCCUCUGGUGACUUCACAGCAGGGUAAGUGGGUAAACCCCUCCCAGGGAAGGUCCUUUAAAACUGACACUGAUUCACCUAAGCUACAUUUUCUCAGACCGCUUCACCAGAGAUUGAGUUUGGCAUAAUGGCGUUUGAGUGAGUACAAGACAAGAAGCCUUCAGUUAUUUUCUAAAAUAUGAAAUCAAGUUUGGUUUUGAUGAGUAGACAUAUUGGGAAAGAGGUCUAUUAUAAGAAUAUGACUGAAAGCUUGCAGAUAUUCAAUAAAGUGUUAAUUGUAGUGGUUCAACAUGAACGUAACAUUUUAAGUGUGCUAAACUUUCAGUUAAGCUAUUUCAACCUAAAAUUUAAAGUUUUUACUUUAUAUUCAUGGCAAUUCAAAUAAAUAUCUCUGUAGAUCAGCUUGGCUCUUUACUUAGGAACCAUGUGGAAACACAAAUGUAAUACUUCUAUUUUUUUUAUAGAGUGGACCACGUUAUCAUAACAAAAAUGGAGUAUGCAGCAAAAUCUUUGAGCUUUCUCACCCCCAAAUCUCUAUCUAAGUAAGUGCCUUUGUUUCAUGGUGAAACAUUAUUGGAGCUGUGGCAUUCAAUUUUUUUUUUUGUUUGUUUUUAAAGUCCUUUAUUGAGAUAAAAAGUAAACAGUACAAUAGGAAAGGGGUCGCGUGUUGCUGUGAAAUUGUUACUACAAAGCAUCUUGUAAAAUGCAACAAUUACGAUUUUCAUAGUGAAAUGGUGCACAUGCAGACUCCAGGCACCAUGAGCACUUCAAAUCACUGACAUGGUCAUGGUGCUUGGACUAACCCUUUAAAUGGAAAAAUAAAUAAAACGGUGAGCUAAUAGUUCAGGGGAUGCCCUCUAAAACUGUCUCAUACAGCAGGAACAUUCAAUUGGUUCAAUAGUCACUGCUAAACAUUUAGAACUCAACACAAUAAUUACUCAUUUUACGUCUCUCUAAAAGUUGUAUGCACCUUUCAAAGUUGCAGGAGAACUGUUUCUGUAUCCGGCAUUUAGUGGCAUAUUUGUUUUAUUUUAAAAUGACUGUCUGUGGUUUUGUUGUUUUGUUUUUUUGGGGAGGGGUCAGGGGCUUCUAAAUAUUUCUUUUAGUCUGUGGUUUGUCUGUCACGUUUCACUUCAUUUCUCAAUCUGUGUAGUUAUAAAACCUAUUCUAAUGCAAUGUACCAUGUACCAGAACGGGUUUGUUAUUUAGACUAAAGGUCAGAAAAGCUUGCAACAUCUUUCAUCAGAACACUCCAGGCUAGACUUGGCAAUAGAACGGCAGGGAAUGUUUGUCGACAUCAAACUCCUAUUAACAGGAGAAAGCAUUAUUUAUAAAUAUAUAUAAACUUUUUUUUCUUUUCUUACUUGGUAUUUUUUAGAUGAAAAGGUAAACUUGUUCUACAGCCAAAAAGCCAGAUUGCUUAUUGCUAACCUGAUGUCCUGGCAUUUACAGGUGCGUCUCAGUAAGUGCUUCAAUGACUCAACAGCUUCUUUCUCGCCCUGCAUCCAAACCUCGACCCUUUCGAGUUUGCAACUGUGACCGUAGCACACGCAAAGGGAUCAUGGCUGACAGCCUCGGGGAUCUGAUCAACAAGGUGAGGACAUUGGAAACCGUGAUGUGCUUUGGACCAUGCAGGCUUUCCAUAGCAUAUCAAAUCUUUUUGUUACAAUGCAAUCACAAUUCUUUAUAUAGCCCCAACAUAUUCUGGUGCAAUGUACAAUAGGUAAAACAAGACAAACCAUUCUAAAACAAAACAAAACAAACCACAUUUAACAUACAAGACCAGCAGGUGAAGAGGGCCCUGCUCAAACUAGCUUACACUCUUAUAGCUGGGUUAAUUAAAUCAUAUUCAUAUAUUCAGUCUGUGAUUCCUUUCCAUUCCUUGUUUGCAGGUACAAGAUUCCCUGCUUAUAUCUGAGGCUCUUACUCUGGUUUUGGAUGAGGAUGGAACAGGUGUGGAUACAGAGGAGUAUUUCCAGGCUGUGGAUAGUGGUGCAGUUUUCAUGGCUCUUGGGAAAGGACAGACAUGGAAACCAGCAGAAGGCGUAAGUUUGUCCCUGUUUUCUAUAGCAAACAAGCAAAAUGUCUCCGAUUUUGUCCUGCACUUUAUGUCUGAGUAUGAUCUAACCUCUUUCUGUGUUUUGUUUGACACAGAAAGGAUACCACGUUGAUUUCUCCAACAAAUCUGUAAGAAAGAUGGAUGUGGCUAGUGUCACUUUUGAUCUAUACAAAAAUCAUCCUGAGGAUUUCAUUGGCUCUCUUAAUGUCAAGGCCACACUGUAUGGAAUGUACACUGUAUCUUAUAACUUGCAGUGCCACGGGGCAAAGAGGAUGAUGAAGUGAGUACUUGUUCCUUUGGUAUAUUCCAUAGAAAUUAGUAUCGGUCCAUCUGUGUUCAUCCCAUAUCAUUUUUAAUUAUUCCAACUUUUAUUCUUGAUUUGAGAGAGAGAGAGAAUGUAUAUAAAAUGCUUGUUUGUUUGUUUUUAAAUUCUUUACUUUUGAUGUGCAGAUUCAAAUACAUGUUUCCAUUAUUACAUUUAACAUGAGAUAAUAUAACAAAGCAUAGUUGUGAGUAAUCACAACUACACAAGGUGCUUCACUGUUGUUUUAAAAAAAAAGAAAACAAUAAUACAAGAGUUACACAGCAUGGUAAGAGGCAUAAGUAAACAUAAAGGUUGUACUGAGGGACAGUUAUAUCCCGAUUGGGGUUAUUGAUUAAACUAACAUGCUUAACACAGACUAAGGUAUAUCCACUGCAUCAAAAGUAUGGGCAGCUAGAGAGGCUGGUAUGGCCUGUGACAUCUGUUAUUAAAGAUAAGAACCCUGCAUAGUCAAAUCAGGCAGACUGACUAUUAUGUGUUGAAAAGCUGAGAGACACAAGAGCUCAAACUAAGGACGUUAAAACCUGGAGAGAUUAACUAAGGGCAAUGAGGUUGGACCAUGCAUUAAGUCAAAGGUAAGUAAGGCAAGACCAUGUGGCAGUUAGCUGAUGCCUACUCUGGAGGCCCAAGAUGGAAGCCUGGGAUGAAACUGACGCUUUAACUGGAUGCAGGAGCCCUGUGGGAAAGCUAGUGGGCGAAAAAAGCCAUCUCCUGGCCUCCAGACGGUGGUGCGAGGCUAACUGUGACCCCAUGAGAUGUCAGCCUGUUGCGGUUUAUUGCCCCUACGGGCCGGUUGGCCAUUUGGGGUAUGUAGAUUCCCUGGUGGUCUUUAUCUCGGAGGGUGUCUCCUUUUCCUGCCCAUUCUCCGUAUGGGCCUAAUUAGGUCUGCCCCAUUGACCGGGGCUAGAGCUGUGAUUCCAGUCUGCCUGUGUUGGCCUCCUGUUUCACCCACAAGCUUUCCCAGAACGCGGUACACAGUCGAUCAAAGCGUUGCAGGAAGCUGCUGAGUGGUUGAGUCUGCUUGGAGUGGCCUCCAGUUACAAUCACGGUGCCAUCGGCUGCCAUUUUAGGUGCGUAGUGUUGUAUGCUCCUAUGCCCCAACACAGGGACCUUGUUGCGUUUAGCCAGUCGAGGAGCAAUGCAGUGGUGGACUGGGAUGACCUCACCGGUCUAGGUUGGGCAAGGAGGGGAACAGAGCUCAGGACGUCAAGGCUGCACGUUGUGUUCUAAAGUGUUCCUGCUCAAGUAGGUGAGGAGUGUCACACAAUUUGGCCCCUUAAAACAUGGUAUAUUGGUGUUAUUGGGGCUUUCGAUUGAGGAGCUCAGCCAUGUUGCUUUUUUGUUGUUUGUUUGUAAUGUACAGUAUAUUGCAUUCUACUAUUGGUUAUUUUUUUAGUACUCAUUUUAUAUUCCCCUCUGACACUGCAUACAUUAGCAGUAAAAAAAAAAAAAAAUAUAUAUAUAUAUAUAUAUAUAUAUAAUUAUUAUUUUAUUUAUUUUUUUUUUUUUUCAAGAAAUGUUAAUUUGCUUAUUGUUGUGUUUUGUGUAACAAAAAUAAACUCCAGAACUGUAAGAAAUAAAGUGGGAGAAACAUAAAAUGAGGACGGAUAGGAAUAAGUUCUGUCUUAUAUGGCCAGUUGUAACAUUUGCUGUUAACGUACCAGUGGCUCCUGUUGAUGUAUUGACGUGGCCUCUAUAGGCACAGCUAAAAUAUUUACUAAUGUUAGACCAGGACAAGAAAGUAAAAAAAUAAAAACCUCUGUCAAGCAAAGCCCAUGUACAACAGAAUAUAUGGCACCAUGUAUGUCAAGAAUGUACUGCAAUAUCCGUUUAUAAUGUUAUUCAUGAAUAUUUCGACCAACUCAUGCUUGUGAGCACGGUACAAAUAAAAUAUUUACUAAUGUUAAUUAAUAUCUACUUGCUGUAGCUAUUGAGGUAAUGGGACAAUUCUGACAAACCUACAUAUCUUGGAUCUGUUACAGGGAGGCUUUACGUUGGACCCUUUUUGCCAUGCAGGCAACUGGCCAUAUUCUUCUGGGCACCUCUGGCUACGUGCAGCAGCUUCUGGAAGCAACAGAGAAGGAGGUUCCAGUGGAGGAGAAACCUACCAGCAGUCUUAGAGACUUGCUCCCCUUCUACCCUCUCAGAAUGCUGCAGUAGAGUCCAUGUCAGCUCUUUGAGAUAAGGCAGACAUGAUAAAAACCCUUCCUUGUCUGCCGCCUUGAUAAGUGACUUUAAGGCAGGGUUCUGUGGAUUACAAACUCUCCUUCAGACAGGCAAUACAAUUCAGUCUGUAUGUUGUGCUAGUGAAAAAUUCUAGUGAAUGUGUAUAUUCAGUUAUUUUGUUACUUGAAGAUGCCUUUUUUGCUGUUGCAGUGGACACCACAAGAUCCCAUAACGCACAGCUCAAACUGUGAAUUGAAUGGGGGAAACUGGGAGAAUCGGAUGCUUCGGUUUGCAAAGUAUGAAUUGUUCGAGCACAAAGGACAGAGAUAUAACAUGAUAAUUUUUACUAUAUAAUCAGUAUACAUUUGCUAACCAUUUGGCUAUCACAAGGUAUAAAUGCACAUGGAUCAUUUUACAAAAACAAAAAGAACACUACGCGACUUUAACAUUUAAGGUAUAUUAGCACAACACACUCCAUAACAAAUGCUCACUUCAUACUGAGUCUAAAGGUGCUGUUAUCUCGGGAGGUUCUAUCCGUAUUGGAGACCUAAGCUUUAACAUCCUGGAUUUCCCCAAUGUCCUGGUAGUUAUUUCAACAACCUUCAAUUGGGGAGAACUAACAAGAGAAUUGCAUGUUUUAGACCAAAAUGGUCACAUUGGAAAACAAAUGUCCAACCUGGCUAUGAUUCUAGCUCGCUGUUUUGGUCUAAAAUUUUAAUUUCCUUGUCAUUUCUCCAAAUUUCACUGUUUAGCAAAUAAUUCUAUUUGUCUCUGAGACAGUGGAGAAAACCUCUGCAAAAUAUCCAAAUUUGCAGGUACAUCUGAGUUCUUCAGGUAUCCGUAAAUGUUUAUUAGGACACUCUAUGCCAGGCAUAGGCAACCUUCGGCACUCCAGAUGUUUUGGAAUACACCUCCCACAAUGCUUUGCCAGCAUUAUGGGUGUAGGAGCAUUAUGGGGGAUGUAGUACACAACAUCUGGAGUGCCAAAGGUUGCCUAUCCCUGCUCUAUGCAUUUAACAAAUGCUAUACAGACUCACUGCUUUUCUUCAUCUUUAGUCUGGCACUCGGAGGGUUAAAGCUGAGUGAAAUCUUUCUUUCCAUAGCUGUUUAUUGAAGAACAUCCCCUUAAUAGAGGUGUAAAUGGAAAAGCAGGCUAACUAAUGCACAUAUAGACCUAGUUUGCUUUCAUCCAGCCCACAAUCUGCUUUUUAACCAAAUACACUUAUUCAGUUACAUUCUUCUUAUCUUUGAACGCAAGGAGCGUCGCAUAGCUUUCGUGCUGUGAAAUCGCCAGAAUACUUUUUACACAAUGUUUCAGACCUGUUGUAUUUUGCACACUAUAUUUAUUUUUACACCGUAAUAUAUCAUGUAUUUGAGGGCAUCAGGCACUUAUCACUAGUGUGUUGGUAAUAUUCAUAUUCUAGAACAGAGUCACUCCGUCAGAUAUUCCACCGCAUCAGCAAGUCUCAUCAGUUCACUCCACUCUCAUCAGAAAAUGGCGGCCAAACAUGGCCCAUAGCUGCAGGAAAUCUACAUUCUGUGUAACCCUGAUUUAGAAACUUGGGAAUACCGUUUAUGUAAUUAGGGACACAUCUUAAAGAUAAAUCAUACAGGGAAAACAGUUAUUUUGAAUACACCCCUGCAGUAUAUUGCAAAUUACCCAUAUGUUCGCUGUAGUACAGCGAUGGUAAACUUUGGCACAGUAGUUUUUGAACUGCAUUACCAAUCAUGCUCAUUUAGGAAACCUAGUUCACAACCAUUUACUUUGCAGAGUUUUCCCAUAAAUGGUCUGCCUAGAUAGACCAUAUUACUUGAAUUAGGGCACAUAUUUUAUUGCACAUGUUAAAUCUUGGUUAUUUGAGAUGCCAGUUCGAAAAGUAAGAUGAAAACGUGCCCGAUAAUUUGGUAAACCUCUCACUGAAAUUGACUGUUACCAGUUGCACACACUGAAUGUGAAGAUGGAUAUGUAUUAAUGUGUAAUACUUAUUUAUAUUUAAUGUAUUUAUAAACUAAUGCUUCCUUGAAUAAUAUAAUUAAAAUGUAUUGCUUGUC